Nicotiana attenuata is the source of this 2283-nucleotide messenger RNA. Its product is annotated as ABC transporter G family member 12-like. The record is from RefSeq and is a predicted model, not a curated record. Gene Ontology annotation, molecular function: ATP binding; ABC-type transporter activity; ATP hydrolysis activity. Lineage: Eukaryota; Viridiplantae; Streptophyta; Magnoliopsida; Solanales; Solanaceae. The coding region runs from base 83 to 2188 and encodes 701 amino acids. The transcript has 9 exons. Gene Ontology annotation, cellular component: membrane.
UCAAAUUUGUCUUGAUUUCUGCUACACAAAACUCUAUUAGGACAAUAUUCUCUUUUCCUUAUAAAGAGUUUUAACAAAGAAUAUGGAGAUAGAGGCAGCAAGUACUGCAGCAAGUGGUGGAAAUUGUCUUGAUCUUGAAAAGGGGGUGGCGUUAUCAGAAAAUACUGUAUUAUCUGGAAUUCAAAAUGCUGCAUAUUUGGUUUGGGAAGAUUUAACAGUAAUGUUGCCAAAUUUUGGGAAUGGACCAACAAAAAGAUUACUAAAUGGAAUUACUGGUUAUGCUGAACCAAGUAGAAUCAUGGCUAUUAUGGGUCCUUCUGGUUCUGGCAAAUCCACUCUUCUUGAUUCUUUAGCAGGUAGACUCUCAACAAAUCUUGUAAUGAAUGGAAAUGUUCUUCUCAAUGGAAAGAAGAAAAGGCUUGACCAUGGUGUUGUCGCUUAUGUGACACAAGAAGAUAUACUAAUGGGAACUCUAACAGUGAAAGAAACUAUCCAAUACUCAGCUCAAUUGAGACUCCCAAGCAACAUGACCAAACAAGAACUAAACAAGAUUGUGGACAAUGUAAUAUCAGAGAUGGGGUUAGAAGAUUGUGCAGAAAAUUUAAUUGGAAAUUGGCAUUUGAGAGGAAUAAGUGGUGGUGAAAAAAAGAGAUUAAGUAUUGCACUUGAAAUUAUAACAAAACCUCAAUUAUUAUUUCUUGAUGAGCCAACAAGUGGACUUGACAGUGCUUCAGCUUAUUUUGUUGUUCAAGUUCUUAAGAAUAUUGCAUUAUGUGGUGGAAGGACAAUAAUAUGCUCAAUUCAUCAGCCAAGUAGUGAAGUUUUUGCACUAUUUGAUGAUCUUUUCUUGCUAUCCUCUGGUGAAAUGAUAUAUUUUGGAGAAGCUAAAAUGGCAGUUGAGUUCUAUGCUGAUUCAGGAUUUCCAUGUCCAACAAGAAGAAAUCCAGCUGACCAUUUUCUUCGAUGCAUUAAUUCAGACUUUGACGAUGUUACCGCCACUUUAAUAGGCUCGCAGAGAAUAAAUGAUAUCAAAGAGUCCUCAGGUUCACUGGUUUAUCUUCCAACAGCAGAGUGUAGAGUAAGGCUUAUUCAAAAAUACAAAUGCUCCAAACAUAGAUUGAGGGCAAAAGCUAGAGUUCUCGAACUCGCAAAUAUUAAAGAUGUUGUGAUAAAGGAAAGUGGAGGGAGCCAAGCAACAUGGUUGAAGCAACUGUGUACAUUGAUAAGGAGAUCACUGAAAAACAUGAGUAGAGAUUUUGGGUACUAUUGGUUGAGAAUUAUAGUGUAUAUAAUACUAUCUUUUUGUGUUGGUACUGUGUUUUAUGAUGUUGGAACUGGCCAUAAUGCAAUAUUGGCAAGGGGAGCUUGUGCUGGUUUCAUUUCUGGUUUCAUGACUUUCAUGUCCAUUGGAGGCUUCCCAUCUUUCAUUGAAGAAAUGAAGAUAUUUAGCAAAGAAAGGAAGAGUGGACACUAUGGAGUUGGAGUUUUCAUUCUUUCAAACUUCAUUUCUUCAUUCCCAUUUCUAGUUAUUAUGUCUUUGUGCUCAGCAGCCAUAACAUACAACUUAGUGAAGUUUCACCCUGGCUUCUUCCAUUUUUUGUAUGCUACCAUUGAUCUCUUGAGCUCCAUUGCUGUUGUUGAAAGUUGCAUGAUGCUUGUGGCUUGCUUUGUUCCAAAUUUCACUAUGGGACUUGUUAUUGGUGCUGGACUUCUUGGAACAAUGAUGGCAUCAGCUGGCUUUUUCAGGCUAAUCCCUGAUCUUCCAACAGUCUUUUGGAAAUAUCCUGUUUCAUAUGUUAAUUACAUGUCAUGGGCCUUACAGGGAGCAUACAAGAAUGAUUUAAUAGGAUUAGAAUUUGAGGGUAUAAUCCCAGGUGAUCAAACUAUGAAGCUGAAGGGUGAAGUAAUCAUAAGCUCAGUGCUUGGAUUUUCAGUUAAGCAUUCAAAAUGGUGGGAUUUGGGUGUUGUAAUUUCUAUUCUAAUAUCAUUCAGAUUGCUUUUCUACAUAGUUCUCAAGCUAAAGGAGAGAGCUUUACCAGUUUUACACACAUUUUACACAAAGAAAACUCUUCAACAUCUUAGUAAAAGGCCUUCAUUUAGGAAAACACCACCAUCUUUUCCAUCAAAAAGACAUUAUAAUGUUCACUCAUUGUCUUCUCAAGAAGGCCUUAAUUCUCCUCUCCACUGAGAAUAUUAUUAGAGUUUAACAGCUUGUUUGGAUUGGUUGUUAUUUAUUGUAUUGUAUCGUAUUGUUAUUUUAAAUAUAAUGUUUGUUUUGAUUGU